Messenger RNA from Trypanosoma theileri, 375 nucleotides. RefSeq lists its product as uncharacterized. Bases 1 to 375 code for a protein of 124 amino acids. NCBI's taxonomy places the organism in Eukaryota, Euglenozoa, Kinetoplastea, Trypanosomatida, Trypanosomatidae. The transcript has a single exon. The record is from RefSeq and is a predicted model, not a curated record.
AUGACAAGGGAGGUGUUGGAGACAUGCGAGUGUAUCUGUGUAAGAGGGGUGUAUGAGCGUGGCUGUCUGCCAGUGUUCAUGCCACACCCGGAUGGCUGUAAUAAACUGCAGCCGAAGCCGACAUUCACCAACACAGCGACGCUGACGCCCACGCUAACGCUGACCAUACCGACACCAACUGUUACCCUCACCUUAGAUGAGCCUUUUGUUGCGGAACAGUCUGAGGUGAAUAGUGAAUUCCGCUGCCUUUUCUGGCAUUGCCGGUGCUCUGUUUACCGUUGGACUCUUUGUUGCUGGUGGACUCGGCUCGAUUCUGGAGAUACAGACACUCGGUGCGUUUGCGAAGAUGUCCUGUGCGUCGGAGCACGAGCGUGA